AUGGCGAUCAACAAAGGAAUCCCUAUGACCAGACUUGCAUUUGAUAUUGGAAUUCAUGAGACCAUUGGUAUUGAUUAUGCGUGUAUGCAAUUAGUAACAGUUGUGGUUCUCUGUAAGCUGGAGCUUGUUCUUGGGAUGAUCAACUCUUAUAUUUACAAUUCAUUAGCAAAAUUCAAGGUAGAACAAAGAUCUGCAAAUCUGAAAUUGUGUUUCUGGGCUUUUGAUGCAGUUUCCUUUUUACUGAAAACUGUACAUUUUGGUUCGGUAUUUGAAGUUGGUGUCUUCAUAAAAGUUGCAGUAGACAUCUUAAAGAUCAUUUCAAAAUUCGAAUCUCUUGAAAACGAUUUUUCUAGAAUUAGUUAUGAUUUUUUAAAGUUACAGGAUUUAUGUCACCAUGAAGUUAGCGUUUUGCAUAAUUCACGAGACCAUUGGUAUUUAUUUGGUAAUACUAAUACCCAAGAUGAGUCAUGUGGUUGUGUACGUGUUGCAGAUUCGACAGCAGCCUGCAGAGCAAUAUUGAUGUUUUUCCAAGAGCUUGAGGUAGACUCUCCAAAGAGCCUGGAAAAUGGGGAAGGUGGACGGCUGAUAGCGCCACAGGAGGCUUGUAAUCGAAUUGCUGAAGUGGUGCAGGAGGCCAUAAGGAAGAUGGAAAUGGUGGCUGAUGAGAAAAUGAGAAUGUACAAGAAAGCCCGAAUGGCUGUAGAGGCUUGUGACAGGGAACUCCAGGACAAGGCCAGGGAAGCUCAAGAACUAAAGCUUGAGAGGCAAAAAAAGAAGCAACAAGUCGAAGAGCUGGAGAAAAUUGUGAGGCUAAAAAACGCAGAGGCUGAUAUGUUCCAACUCAAGGCCAAUGAGGCUAAACGAGAGGCUGACAGGCUCCAGAGGAUUGCUCUUGCCAAGUCAGAUAAAUCGGAGGAAGAAUAUGCUAGUAGUUACUUGAAACAACGAUUAAGUGAAGUUGAGGCUGAGAAGCAGUAUCUGUUUGAGAAGAUCAAACUCCAAGAAAGCUCCCGGGUAUCCCAGAACAGUGGUGGUAGUGUUGACCCUUCUCAGAUGCUGAUGUAUUCGAAAAUGCAUGAUCUUCUUUACAGUGGUGCUCCCAAGUCGGACUGCCUGCCAAAUGAACGCCAUCCUUUCAGAAAAAAUCCUUGAUCGAGGAAUGUUUUUUUCUAGUAUGUUCUGUAUUAUUUUAUCUCAGCAGUAGUAAACUAGUAAGUAACUUUCAUUGGUGAAGACUAGUGUGAAUGUGAGGACUCUUGUUUAAUAUGAUCGAGCAUUUGUGUUUUGUCCAUCUACUAAUGCUAUAGUAAAAUUCACCGGAUUACUUUCCCAUGUGUAUAUCAAAGUACAUGUUUGAUGUUGUUUUUUGUCA
Messenger RNA from Rosa rugosa (rugosa rose), 1372 nucleotides. Its product is annotated as OBERON-like protein. Bases 1 to 1152 code for a protein of 383 amino acids. The transcript is spliced from 5 exons. Gene Ontology annotation, cellular component: nucleus. The record is from RefSeq and is a predicted model, not a curated record. NCBI's taxonomy places the organism in Eukaryota, Viridiplantae, Streptophyta, Magnoliopsida, Rosales, Rosaceae.